CUUCGUCGUCGAGUUCUUCUCUCUACUUCUCAAGCAAAUCUUUCCAUCUACCAGACAAAUUGACUGAGAGACACCCCAUCUCUCGGCAUGUUGUCAACCGGAGUGGACAUCGAGGGGCGGCCCCCAACCAUCGUCAAGACGGCAGCGGACGCCGAAAAGGUCGCUGGUUCUAGAACCGAUAUCGCUCAUGAUGAGGUCGCUUCCUUGUCCAGUGGCACCCUCGGCGACAAUACCCAUCGGAAGCUCAAGUCGCGCCAUAUCCAGCUGAUCGGCAUUGGAGGCACCAUCGGUACGGCCUUUUACGUCCAGAUCGGCAAAGGUCUCCUCAACGGAGGGCCUGCCAGCUUGUUUCUGGCCUUCACCAUCUGGUGUACCUUUAUCCUGGCCAUCACCAUGUGCAUGGCCGAAAUGGUCACCUAUCUGCCCAUCUCUUCGCCCUUCAUCCGCUUUGCUGGCCGCUACGUGGACGAGGCCUUUGGAUUCGCUGCGGGCUGGAACUUUUUCAUCUUCGAAGCGGCCAUGGUGCCCUUCGAACUCACCGCUUGUAACCUGAUCAUUCACUACUGGAGCGACGCCGUACCUGUCAGCGGCAUCAUUGCCAUCACGCUGGUCAUCUACGGAUUAGUCAACCUGUUGGCUGUGGAGUGGUAUGGCGAAACCGAGUUCUGGGCUGCGCUGGGCAAGUUUCUGCUCAUUGUGGGAUUGCUCAUUUUCACCUUUAUCGUCAUGGUGGGCGGUAAUCCACUGGGAGAUCGAUUUGGGUUCAGAUACUGGAAGGACCCCAGCGCUUUCACCGAGUUGUAUUACACUGGCUCGCUUGGUCGCUGGCUGGGCUUCCUUCAGUGCUUGAUUCAGGCAAGCUUUACCAUUGCCGGACCGGAUUACGUUGCCAUGGCCGCCGGCGAAGCAGAAAACCCCCGCGUCGUCAUGCCCCGCGCCUUCAACGCCGUCUUCUACCGUCUCACAGCGUUCUUCGUCCUCGGCUCUCUCGCCGUCGGUAUUCUCGUCCCUUACAAUGACGCCGAGAUGGCCCUCGCCUUUUCCUCCGGUGCUCCCGGCGCCGCCGCCUCUCCCUACGUUGUCGCCAUGAACCGGCUCCGCAUCCGCGUCCUCCCCGACAUUGUCAACGCCAUGGUCCUCACCGCCGCCUUCUCCGCUGGCAACAGCUACGUUUACUGCGCCUCGCGCUCCCUCUAUGGUCUGGCGCUCGAGGGUAAAGCCCCCAAGGCGCUGCUCAAGUGCACCCGAUCCGGAGUGCCCAUUUACUGUGUCAUGAUCGUGCUGUGCUUUGGCUUGUUGGCUUUUCUGCAGGUCAGCAACAGCGCGGCCGUGGUCCUUUCGUGGUUCAUCAGCUUGAUGACGGCCAGCCAGCUGAUCAACUAUAGCGUCACUUGCACUUCGUAUUUGAGAUGGUACGCGGCGCUCAAGGCGCAGGGGGUCAGUAGGGAUAAGUUGCCGUACAAGGGGCUUUUCCAGCCCUAUGCGGGGUGGUAUGGGCUGUGCGGGUGCUUUGUCAUGACGUUUGUGGGAGGGUAUACGGUGUUUUUGCCGGGGCAGUGGAGCGUUCCUACGUUUUUCUUCUCGUACACCAUGAUUGGGGUUUGUCCUGUGCUCUUUGUGGUGUGGAAGAUUGUGAAGAAGACGAAAUUCCACAAGGCCGAGGAGAUUGACUUGCACAAGAAUCUGGACGAAGUGGAGGAGUAUCAGGCAAAUUAUGUGCCAACCCCGUCUAGGAAUCGGUUCGAAUGGGUUUUGGACUGGCUGUUUGGUUAGUAAAUACCAGGAGGCAGCUAUCAGGUUCUUGCCUCUUCCUCUCAGGAAAGCUGAAUUGCAUUUUGCACAGGGCGCCUCGAGUCCGCAUCUGUCCCAUGGUGACUUGUUUGCUACUCCGUGGCUUCCCGAAAAGAAUAAAUAAGGGAUUGUAGGGAAUGGCAAGACCAUGCGCACAGUGGGAGAAGAGGAUUGUUUGGUUACUAAGAUCAGGUAGAUAUCUCUGCGAGUACGACCGAGGAAGCGCGUCCCAAGUGUGGAAGGAAACUUGAACGUGAUCAAAUCUACCACCCCCAUUCUCCUUACAUUCCAAGCAGAACCUCAUUCAGCAGUUGGUGUCUCCU
Neurospora tetrasperma FGSC 2508 is the source of this 2114-nucleotide messenger RNA. RefSeq lists its product as uncharacterized. Bases 88 to 1773 code for a protein of 561 amino acids. The record is from RefSeq and is a predicted model, not a curated record. Gene Ontology annotation, molecular function: amino acid transmembrane transporter activity. The transcript has 5 exons. NCBI's taxonomy places the organism in Eukaryota, Fungi, Ascomycota, Sordariomycetes, Sordariales, Sordariaceae. Gene Ontology annotation, cellular component: membrane. Gene Ontology annotation, biological process: amino acid transmembrane transport.